AGUUCUUGAGCGAGCACCGAACGCAAGCCGGGAACGCGAGUUGACCGUUAUGACUUUCUGCUUAUCGAUGUUGGCUAAUCGAAUGCUAGCCUCCCUGCAGACGUUGUAGUCUUCAGUGUUUAAUUAGAUAUAUACGGUGUUGCUUUCUGACAUAUUUGCUUAUCGUACCCAAAAUCUAGUAUUGCAAUUGCCUUUUCUAUAUGAAGUAUUUUCUGACCUUGGCUUAUUUAAAUUACCUGUUUGAGAUUUAACGAUUAACUGACGUUAAAUUCAAUAUGGUGUUCUGGCGGCGUACCUGUUAGAAUCGGUUUGUUCUAACCCGUGAUCAGGGCUACCGUCGAAAGCGCCGCAGCAAGCUGACGAGCCAGCGCCGUGUAAUCACUGGCGACUCUCUCUGAAACGACUUUGUUUUGGAGAGGUGUAGAUUGAUAUCCCCAAAACCACUGCUGCCGCCGCACAUCCGCCGAAAACUACCCCAAAUCGAAGCAAAAUGGUGCAAAAAAAGAUCACGGAAGUCACUGGAUUCCACCGCUCUUUCAAGGGCCAAAAUCCUUUUGAAUCAGACGAUUUCACCAAAAAUGGAUCCCAUCUUAUUGAUUCGUCAUUUAAUUUUGAUUCCCCCCCAAGACAUGACAUGCCCUCCAGCCAGCCUAUUGAUAUCCCCGAUGCCAAGAAGAGAAACAAGAAGAAAAAGCGUUGCAGGGCAACUGACAGUUUUUCUGGACGAUUUGAGGAUGUCUACAGACUGCAAGAAGAGGUACUAGGAGAGGGUGCUUAUGCCAGAGUCCAAACAUGCAUUAACCUCAUCACCAACAAAGAGUAUGCUGUGAAGAUCAUUGAGAAAAGACCAGGUCACAGUCGCAGCCGAGUCUUCCGUGAGGUUGAAAUGCUCUACCAGUGCCAGGGCCACAGGAACAUCUUGGAGCUGGUGGAGUUCUUUGAAGAGGAGGACAAAUUCUACCUGGUGUUUGAAAAGCUCAGAGGAGGGUCAAUCUUGGCACACAUUCACAAGAGACGGCACUUUAGUGAACAGGAAGCCAGUGUUGUCGUGCAGGACAUUGCCAGCGCUCUAGAUUUCCUGCAUAACAAGGGAAUGGCACACAGAGACCUGAAACCUGAAAAUAUUCUCUGUGAGAGUGCAGACAAGAUUUCCCCAGUCAAGAUCUGUGACUUUGACUUGGGCAGUGGGAUCAAGCUGAACAGUGACAGCUCACCCAUCUCCACCCCUGAGCUCCUCACUCCUUGUGGCUCAGCAGAGUACAUGGCACCUGAGGUGGUUGAGGCCUUCAGUGAGGAGGCUACAAUUUAUGACAAGCGCUGUGAUCUGUGGAGUCUCGGGGUUAUCCUCUACAUCAUGCUGAGUGGCUACCCUCCCUUUGUAGGCCGCUGUGGCGGUGACUGGGGCGGGGAAUUGGGGGACCCCUGCCACACCUGCCAGAACACUUUAUUUGAGAGUAUUCAGGAAGGAAAAUACGAGUUUCCAGAGAAAGACUGGGCUCACAUCUCCUCAAGUGCCAAAGACCUUAUAUCCAAACUUCUGGUUCGGGACGCUAAAAGCCGCCUGAGUGCCAGCCAGGUGCUGCAGCACCCCUGGGUGCAGGGGGGUGCAUUUGACACUUUACCAACAUCCAUCUUGCAUCAACGAACCAGCAAUGCCAGGGAUCUGACAUUCUUUGCUGACAAGGCCAUGGCUGUGAACAGGCAGCUGGCUGAACAAGAUGGCAUGGAAGAACAGCAGCAGCAGGAAGCCCCAUUUGUUGUUACCACUACUGGCUCUUCCAUGCGCCUCUCUCCUCCUUCCAAUUCCAAGCUGGCAAGGCGCAGGCAGCGGAGUAGCCAGCCUAAGGGAGGGCCUGUCUCUGCUGCAGAGCUCCGUAAGCUCUUGGCCCCUCUGGUUAUCGUGGGAGACUGUGCCUGAAUCUUGUCAAUCCUGAACUGGCCUUCCGUUAAAAUUCAAGACCAGAUCUAAGACUGCUCUGAGACUCUACCUCCCCAGUUCUGGCCCCUCCCUGACUCUAGCUGGCCUCGAUUCCUCUGCCGAUCAGGAUUUAAUGCCUCGCAAUUAAGGGAGAUGCUAUUUGCAGCCCUUCCUCUAAAUGCCUUCUGCCCUUCUGCAGCACUUCCGAAGCACAUCACCUCAGGGCCUGCAUAUAGCAAACAUAAAUAUGUGCACGUCCUGGUUGGGGAGGAGGGCAAGUUAAUGAUUUGGGAGAGAGAAGUAUUUUCCAAGUUUUUUUUUUUCUUUUUUUCCUCAUACGACUCAGUUCAGAAGAAAUCAGAAGACUUAUCUUUGAAACUAAGCUCAGACACCAAAGGACAACCUGUUGUGCUGCUCCCACGUUACAACUGGAUGCACUGUGAAUUAUCUACAAUGUUCUCUCUGCCUGUAUGUAUGUGCUUGAGUGGCCCAUCUGCAGAUAUGUACAAGCUUAUGCAAUAUGCCAAGAUGAAGGCUGUUCCUCAGAAAGGAUUCAAUAUAAGGAGUUGGAGGGGCUUUAAGCCAAUGCUGUCUAUGCCUGGUGCAGUCCAUUAUGUGGCUUGGGCCUCUUUCAGAGAUUUAAUUUCCUCCAUUUUUAGAUAAAUUCCUCACAACUGAGCCUCUUCUGUAGAAGUCUGAGCUGACGUAUGCACUCAUCCAGCUUUGGUGAUUCUGCACUUAAUGCUCCAAAAAGAAAGGAAUGUUUGCUUGUACCCAACCAGCCCUGACAUAGUAUUGCACCAUUUCAUAUCAUUUGUUAAAUAAAUAGAAGCCAACUUAA
Messenger RNA from Monopterus albus (swamp eel), 2759 nucleotides. RefSeq names its product MAPK interacting serine/threonine kinase 2b (gene mknk2b). The transcript is spliced from 14 exons. Bases 491 to 1918 code for a protein of 475 amino acids. The record is from RefSeq and is a predicted model, not a curated record. Lineage: Eukaryota; Metazoa; Chordata; Actinopteri; Synbranchiformes; Synbranchidae. Gene Ontology annotation, molecular function: ATP binding; protein kinase activity. Gene Ontology annotation, biological process: protein phosphorylation.